GGGCGGGGCGCCGCCCGCCCGCACUUCCGCGGCGGCGGCGGGCGAGAUUUGAACCGUUAUGUUUUAAGGAGAAGAGAAACUUGACAUGGGGAAAAACACCAUGAGACUUCUCUGUGCUUCACUUUCUCUUGCCAUGAUAUGCUGGCUAGCUGAAGGUACCCUGUCAAAAACAGAUGCAAAGAAAGGUGCUACAAAAAAACUGGAGGAAAAGAAGCUGCAUUCUGAUAAAAAUGUUCAGGACCGGGGAUUGGUAGUUGCAGAUCCAAAAGCAAAGGAUAUUAUAUUGGAACAUAGAAGUUAUUGCUCCAAGAAGGUGAAGGAACGACAUUUCUCAGGAGAUGUUCUGGGAUAUAUUACUCCUUGGAACAACCAUGGCUAUGACAUUGCUAAAGUAUUUGGAAACAAAUUUACUCUAAUCUCACCGGUUUGGUUACAAGUGAAAAGGAGAGGGAAGGAAAGGUUCCAGUUCACUGGGCUCCAUGAUGCUGAUCAAGGCUGGAUGAAGGAUGUGAGAAAAACCUCCAAAAACAUCAAAAUAGUGCCUCGAAUUUUGUUUGAUGGCUGGACUUACCAAGACUUUGAGAGUGUUUUUGGCAGUGAAGAUGAGAUAGAGGAGCUUUCCAAGAACAUGGUUCUGCUAGCCAAGAACGAAAAUUUUGAUGGUUUUGUAGUUGAAGUUUGGAGUCAGCUGGGAAAUCAAAAGCAAACGGAGUUGAUUCACUUGCUCACUCACCUUUCUGAAGCUCUGCAUGAAGCACAACUUAAACUCAUACUGGUCAUCCCUCCUGCAGUUGCAGCAGGGACCAACCAGCCAGGAAUGUUCACAAAGAAAGAAUUUGAUCAGUUGGCCUCAGCAAUAGACAGCUUCAGUCUCAUGACAUACGACUAUUCAGCACCACAUCGACCUGGUCCAAAUUCCCCCCUUCCCUGGGUACGAGCUUGUAUUGAAGUACUGGAUCCUGAUUCAAAAUGGAGGAAUAAAAUACUUUUAGGACUGAAUUUCUAUGGCAUGGACUACUCUGCUUUGGGAACCUCUGGGGAGCCGAUCCUUGGCAGCAGGUACAUUGAAACCCUGAAGGAACACAAGCCAAAAAUUGUCUGGGAUGAACAAAUUGCUGAACACUACUUUGAAUACAAAAAAAAUAAGGGAGGAAAACAUGCAGUCUUCUACCCGACACUGAAGUCCAUCCAGUUGCGCUUGGAGCUUGCAAAAGAAUUGGGCACUGGAAUAUCCAUCUGGGAACUGGGACAAGGCCUGGACUAUUUUUAUGACCUGCUUUAAAACGAGAGAUGCUCUGAGAAAGACUUUAUUUCCUUCACUGAGGCUCCACCUUCAAUUAAUCUGGAUAUCCUGGAGAGGUGAUUUUUAAAACAUUUUUUGUAAUUUAUAUCAUACCUGUAUUAAACUUGCAGUUUUUUCCCAAUAAAGAAUUUUUUUUUGAUUUGCCACACAGACAUGAUUGUUGGUAUCUGAUAAAAUUCAGAGUAAAAAACCACAGAAAUUUCUCUUAAAGCACCUGAAUUCCGAGUCAUUGAAAACAGACCAAUAUAGCUGGAUGGAGUCAGAGUUGAUAAUAUUUUCUGAAAUGUUUUCUACAAGAAGAAAAAUGGGAAAGUUGAUGCCGUCUGAUCAGAGUUUAAGAUGGAGACUUCUCAAAGAGCUGCUGGUAAUAACCAAACAGGGACUGGCUGAGUGAUCUGCCUCACCUUCCUCAAACGUUAGAGUGGAUGGAGUAGAAGAUCAUGGGAUUUCAACAGUUUCCUCCAGUAUGUAAAGUCUACACGUUAUGGUUAUCUCUGUUGCUCAUCCUACUCCAAAAGGACCUGCAGAGAGAUAGACUUAGCAAGAUGAAACCCAAACCCUCGUGUUCCACAAUGAUCCCUGGUGCAUUUUUGAGCAUUUUCUGUCUUGGAGCCUAGAAGUAUGAAAUAUUUUGGCAGGCUGUGCUCUUUCCUCGGCACAAUAUAUUUGUCAAAACUGAGGUGACUUUUCUGAUGGCUUUCCCUAGUGCUUUUUAGCAGAGCACUGAAAGUUAUUGAGUGAGUUUUGCAGAUGGCAACAUGGAUAUUGUAAAUACUUGUUGCCUUCUCAGGGCAACCCCAAAAUAAUGAAAGGCUUAUUUGCUUAUUGUGAAGCAUUCUGCAGUGCAGGUGUCAGGCACGUAAAUGUGGGCAGUUUCUUCAUGGUGAUGGGGAUAUGUUA
Messenger RNA from Hirundo rustica (Barn swallow), 2203 nucleotides. RefSeq names its product chitinase domain containing 1 (gene CHID1). The record is from RefSeq and is a predicted model, not a curated record. Gene Ontology annotation, biological process: carbohydrate metabolic process. NCBI's taxonomy places the organism in Eukaryota, Metazoa, Chordata, Aves, Passeriformes, Hirundinidae. The transcript is spliced from 16 exons. The coding region runs from base 86 to 1282 and encodes 398 amino acids. Gene Ontology annotation, molecular function: oligosaccharide binding; chitin binding. Gene Ontology annotation, cellular component: extracellular region.